This is a messenger RNA of Musca domestica (house fly), 11579 nucleotides long. RefSeq lists its product as uncharacterized. Lineage: Eukaryota; Metazoa; Arthropoda; Insecta; Diptera; Muscidae. The record is from RefSeq and is a predicted model, not a curated record. The transcript has 3 exons. The coding region runs from base 16 to 11424 and encodes 3802 amino acids.
GGUCGCCUUUACACCAUGACUCGAGAGGAGUUGCUGCGUCAGAAAUUUAUUUUGGAUAUCCUCAAUCAAAUCGAGUUGCCACUGCAAGAUAUGGUCGAAAGCUCGUCUGAAGAGAUGCUAAAUGAAAAUAUGUUUGAAGGAAUCCUUGACAAUGAUAUGCAAUUGAUGUUGGACUUAAUACGCAAUAAUCGAAUGUUGCAACGCAGCGAAGUCUUUGCGAUGACCAAUGAAAUGCAUCUUCGCCAGUUGAUUGGUCUCUAUCGUCUGUUUGUGCGUUGUCGUGAUUUCGAAACCCUGCAAAACUUGGCACUUAUCGCCCGCAACAAAAUGAAUCCUGUUUUAUUUGUAAAUGCCCUAACCUUGGCAUUGGGCGAUCGUGAGGAUACCCAAAUGUUGAUUAUACCCGCCCUGUAUGAAAUUCUACCCAAAACCUAUUUGGGUAACUCCAUAAUCACCACCAUGGGAACUAUCGAAGGAACACGAAUGAUGAAUCGAAAUGUGGGAUCGAUGCGUCCCAAUAUUUUAGAUAUCAUUGCCAUGGGCAAGGAUACGAGAGGUAUGAAUGCUCAGCGUAUGGAGGUAAUGGGUGUGGUUGACAGGUCGCAAUUGUGGAUGCCCUGGCGUGAUAUGCACCAGCAGUUGUCACUUCAAAAUUCAAUGGGAGGCCGAAUUCAAAAUGACAAAGAUAUGCCAGUGAUGCGAAUGAAUCGUGAUAGUGGUAGGGGUCUUAUGGUCGAAGAUGUUGGUAUGCGGGCAUUCCUAAAUAUACUCAUCGAUGAACUAAUUGUUCAACAAAUGCGUGUAAAUGAUAUGCAGGAGGAUGUAAUGGAUGUAAACGAACGGAUGUUGAAAAAUCGUGGCAUGGAAUGGAUGCGAGGACAGCACAACAUGGAUAUGGUGGACAACCAACAACGUAUUGACAGCAUGGAAAUCAUGGAUAGAGACGAGCCUAUGAUGCAUACCGCUGCCCGAAGAUUAAAUUUGUUGAGAGGAAAAUCGGGAAGUCGUUUAACUGAUAUUUUAAUGCCACAGCAACGAAUGCCACGUGCCACUCGUAUCGUAUCUACAAUGAAGAAUGAAGAUACACAAAAAAUGCACAUUGGCCAGUUGAUAUUGCAUCAUUUGAGGCAACUUAUGGCACGUCUCAAUUUGGAAAAAGUUUCGAUGACAAACAUCAAUGAUUCUGUGGAAAAUAUUAACAUUAUCGAUAACAUGAAUUUGAUGAAAAUGUUGCAAUACCUAAACGUCGAUGUGAAUGAGUUGAUGUUGGUGCGUAACAAAAUAAGCAUGAUGAUCGAAAUGGGAAUGAUGAGCGAUGUUGAGCUCAUGGAAAUGCUUGGCGUAACGAAAGAUUUGCAAAUGAUGGACAAAACUGAGAGAAUGGAUAACAUGAUGAUUAUGCUCCGGGUAAUUAUGCUGAAGAAUGUUGAUAUUAUCAAGGCUGUGGAUGUGUUGGAGCAUAUUAUGCUAGACUCAAGAAUUGUGACAAUCGAUCGUAGAAUGAUAAUCGCCAAUGUCAAUGAAAUCCGGCGUAUGGGCUUGAGAGCUGCCAUUGAUAUGUUAAGGAAAAUGAAUGCAAAUGACCAAAUGCAAAUGGAAAUCAUAAUGGAUGUUAUCGAUAAUAUGAUGCUGAGAGAAAAAAUCGUGGAUAUGACCAUCCCCAAUAUUGUGGAUGCGAUGGAUGUACGCAUGCUUGUGGAUAUUUUGAAUGUGGACAUGAACGAGAAAGUGGUGUUGAGAAAUCGCCUAAUGAAAAUGAUGGAAAUCGGUGUAAUGAGUCAAAUAGAAUUAAUCGAAAUGAUUGAUGUCAUUAAAAAUAUGCAAAUGUCUGAACGAGUUAUGCCAAAAAUCGAUAUGUUGCUGCGCUUGAUUGUGCUGAGGAAUAUCAACAUGGGAAAGCUUAUGGGAGUGCUUCAAAUGCCAGAUAUUGUGAAUAGCCUCAAUUUGAAGAAUCAACUGGAUAUCAAGGCGAAAAUUGUCGACAUUCAAAAGCUGAGCCGCAAGGAAAUUAUGGAUAUAAUGCAUCAAAUUGAUGUACUGAAUGUUGUCCAUCUGGGCAAAAGAAUCGAAAUGCUCAACAACAACAUGAUGGGCGCGGACAUGAAAAUGCAAAUCAUUGACAUAAUGGAUGUUAUCGAUAUCAUGAUGAAUGUGAUUUUGCAAAUGAUGCAAAAUAUGGGUUUAAUUAUGGACAUGGAUAAAACCAUGGCUCUGGAUAUGUUGCGGAAUUUGGAAAUGCCCAUGCGAGCUACCAAUGACAUGACAAUGUUGAAAACCCAAAUGACAACCAUGAUCCUGGGAAAUAUGAUUACUUCCGUGGACAUGAUGGAAAUAACUGACGGAAUGCGAAAAAUAAAAACAAUGGAAAACAUGGAAAUGAUGCUCAAGUUGAUUAUGCUCCAAAGUGUUGAUGCAAUGAAACUCUUGGAUGCCAGCAAAACAAACGAUAUUAUGAUGAUUUUGAGAACUAACAAUAACAUGGACUUGAUGGAACAACUUCAAAACCUGAUCCAUUUAGAUGUGAUCCAAAAAAUGGAAAUCGAUGAAGAAAUUAAGCAACUGAAUCAAAUGCCCCUAAUGAUGCGAGUGAAAAUCAUGUCACGAAUGGAUAUGAAAAUGAAAAACAAUAUCCUUAUCAUUAUGGAUGUUAUCGAUGAAAUGGUCUUGAUGAACAAAAUCGAUAUGUUGCGUAACAUGGACAUAAUUACAAGCAUGAAAUUCCAACAAAUCAUGAGAAAAGUGGUGGAUAUCACUAUGAUUACCGAUUUACUUGAUAUCGAUAACACCACCCGUGGCCGUUUGACAAAUAAAAUGACACAAAUGCUAAAUGUGGGUAUCAUGACCACGAAAGACAUCUUGGAGAUUGUGAAGACAAUCAAAACUAUCACAAAAAUCGAUCGCAAUAUCAAUGCCACACAAAUGAUAAAUAAAAUCGAUAUGAUGCUUAAACUGAUUACUCUGCGCAAUGUGGAUAUCAUGAAAUUAAUCGAUCUCCAGCAGACAACAGAUCUCAUUGGGCAAUUAAAUAUCGAUAACAAUAUGCUUAUGAAUAUUGAGACACUUCUAAUGCGGGAUAUGAUGGAAAAACAUCUAUUAAUCGAUCGUAUUAAUAUGCUGAAUCGUAUGCCUCUAAUUGAUCGAAUGAAUAUGCUGGAGAACAUGGAAAUGAAAUUGAAAAAGCAAAUACUUAACAUUAUUGAGAUUAUCGAUAUCAUGAUGGUGAAGCGAACAAUCGAUGUGACUCCCCAGGUGGGUCAGAUGAAUAAAAUGAAUAUGUUAAAUAAUAUGCACCAAAUGACCUCCAUGGAUGUGAUGGACAUUUCACGAGUUAUCGAUAUGUUGUCAUUGAAUACGAAUGAGAGAACCCUAAUAAUAAAUAAAAUCAUGAAAAUCAUCGAUAUGGGAAUGAUGACGAAAAUUGAUAUGAUGCAGAUGAUUGAGAUUCUGAGAGAUAUGGGAAUGCUGGAUAAAGUCCUUAUGAUGAACAAAAUGGAUAUGAUGCUUAAAUUAAUUAUGCUCCAGAAUGUUGAUGUGAUGAAAUUGAUGGAUCUACUAAAGGUCGAUGAUAUUUUGAAGACAUUGAAUGUAAAUAAUAUAAUGUCUAUGAAAAUGAUGAACAUGAAUGAUAAAAUGAUUCUGGUACAACAAAUCCAAACGAUGAACCGAAUGUCCCUCAUGGAACGAAUACGUACGAUGGAGACCAUGGAUAUGAACAUGAAAAUGAAUAUAAUGACCAUUAUGGAUGUUAUCGAUAACAUUCUGAUAAUGAAUAACAUGGUUAUGUUACGAGAUGUGGUCAUGCACAAGAAUAUGGGUCAUAUGGAAUCCAUGAAUAUGAUGAGCGGAAUGAGCACCAUGAAUAUGAUGAACAAUAGGGAUCUCUUACGAAUUAUCGAUAUGAUGGGCAUGAACAUGAAUGAGCGAACCAUUCUGAUGAACAAACUGCAGAUGAUGAUCAAUAUUGGCAUGACGAACCAAAUGGAUAUCAUGGAAAUGAUUGAUGUGCUGCAGACUAUGGGAUCCAUGGAUAAGCUUGUAAUGAUGAACAAAAUGGACAUGAUGCUUAAAUUGAUUAUGCUCCAGAAUGUCGAUGUGAUGAAAAUUAUGGAAUUACUUAAAGGCGACCAUAUUAUUAAGACAUUGCAUAUGAAAAAUAUAAUGGAUAUGACAAUGAUGAACAUGCAGGAUAAGAUGAUUCUGGUACAAAAAAUUCAGACGAUGAACCGAAUGUCCCUCAUGGAACGUUUGCGUAUGUUGGAGACCAUGGAUAUGAACAUUAAAAUGCAUAUAAUGACCAUUAUGGAUGUUAUCGAUAACAUGUUGAUAAUGAACAACAUGGUUAUGUUACGAGGUGUGAUUAUGAACAUGAAUAUGGGCCAAAUGAACUCCAUGAACAUGAUGAACGGAAUGAGCACCAUGGAUAUAAUGAACAAUAAGGAUCUUUUAAGAAUUAUCGAUAUGAUGGGUAUAAACAUGAAUGAGCGAACCGUAAUGAUGACCAAAAUGCAGAAUAUGAUCAAUAUGGGUAUGAUGAGCCAAAUGGAUGUUAUGGAAAUGAUUGAUGUGCUGAAGAAUAUGGGAUCCAUGGAUAAGCUUGUAAUGAUGAACAAAAUGGACAUGAUGCUUAAAUUGAUUAUGCUCCAGAAUGUUGAUGUGAUGAAAAUUAUGGAAUUACUUAAAGGCGACCAUAUUAUUAAGACAUUGCAUAUGAAAAAUAUAAUGGAUAUGACAAUGAUGAACAUGCAGGAUAAGAUGAUUCUGGUACAAAAAAUUCAGACGAUGAACCGAAUGUCCCUCAUGGAACGUAUACGUAUGAUGGAGAUUAUGGAUAUGAACAUGAAAAUGAAUAUAAUGACCAUUAUGGAUGUUAUCGAUAACAUCUUGAUAAUGAAUGACAUGGUUAUGUUACGUGGUGUGAUUAUGAACAUGAAUAUGGGCCAAAUGAACUCUAUGAAUAUGAUGAACGGAAUUAACUCCAUGAACAUGAUGAGCGGAAUCAACUCCAUGAAUAUAAUGAACAAUAAGGAUCUUUUAAGAAUUAUCGAUAUGAUGGGUAUAAACAUGAAUGAGCGAACCGUAAUGAUGACCAAAAUGCAGAAUAUGAUCAAUAUGGGUAUGAUGAGCCAAAUGGAUGUUAUGGAAAUGAUUGAUGUGCUGCAGACUAUGGGAUCCAUGGAUAAGCUUGUAAUGAUGAACAAAAUGGACAUGUUGCUUAAAUUGAUUAUGCUCCAAAAUGUCGAUGUGAUGAAAAUUAUGGAAUUACUUAAAGGCGACCAUAUUAUAAAGACAUUGCAUAUGAAAAAUAUAAUGUCUAUGAAAAUGAUGAACAUGCAGGAUAAAAUGAUUCUGGUACAACAAAUCCAAACGAUGAACCGAAUGUCCCUCAUGGAACGAAUGCGUACGAUGGAGACCAUGGAUAUGAACAUGAAAAUGAAUAUAAUGACCAUUAUGGAUGUUAUCGAUAACAUUCUGAUAAUGAAUAACAUGGUUAUGUUACGAGAUGUGGUCAUGCACAAGAAUAUGGGUCAUAUGGAAUCCAUGAAUAUGAUGAGCGGAAUGAGCACCAUGAAUAUGAUGAACAAUAGGGAUCUCUUACGAAUUAUCGAUAUGAUGGGUAUGAACAUGAAUGAGCGAACCGUAAUGAUGCACAAAAUGCAGGUGAUGAUUAAUAUGGGCAUGAUGAACCAAAUGGAUAUUAUGGAAAUGAUUGAUGUCCUAAAGAAUAUGGGAUCCAUGGAUAAACUUGUAAUGAUGAACAAAAUGGACAUGAUGCUUAAAUUGAUUAUGCUCCAGAAUGUCGAUGUGAUGAAAAUUAUGGAAUUACUUAAAGGCGACCAUAUUAUUAAGACAUUGCAUAUGAAAAAUAUAAUGGAUAUGACAAUGAUGAACAUGCAAGAUAAGAUGAUUCUGGUACAAAAAAUUCAGACGAUGAACCGAAUGUCCCUCAUGGAACGUUUGCGUAUGUUGGAGACCAUGGAUAUGAACAUUAAAAUGCAUAUAAUGACCAUUAUGGAUGUUAUCGAUAACAUGCUGAUAAUGAACAACAUGGUUAUGUUACGAGGUGUGAUUAUGAACAUGAAUAUGGGCAAAAUGAACAUGAUGAACGGAAUGAGCACCAUGAAUAUAAUGAACAAUAAGGAUCUUUUAAGAAUUAUCGGUAUGAUGGGCAUGAACAUGAAUGAGCGAACCGUAAUGAUGACCAAAAUGCAGAAUAUGAUCAAUAUGGGUAUGAUGAGCCAAAUGGAUGUUAUGGAAAUGAUUGAUGUGCUGAAGAAUAUGGGAUCCAUGGAUAAGCUUGUAAUGAUGAACAAAAUGGACAUGAUGCUUAAAUUGAUUAUGCUCCAGAAUGUUGAUGUGAUGAAAGUGAUGAAUCUACUUAAAAGCGAUGAUAUUAUGAAGACAUUGAAUAUGAAUAAGAUAAUGUCUAUGAAAAUGAUGAGCAUGAACGAUAAAAUGACUCUGGUACAACAAAUUGAAAAGAUAAAUCGAAUGUCCCUCAUGGAACGUAUACGUAUGAUGGAGAUUAUGGAUAUGAACAUGAAAAUGAAUAUAAUGGCCAUUAUGGAUGUUAUCGAUAACAUGUUGCUAAUGAAUGACAUGGUUAUGUUACGUGGUGUGAUUAUGAACAUGAAUAUGGGCCAAAUGAACUCUAUGAAUAUGAUGAACGGAAUGAACUCCAUGAACAUGAUGAGCAGAAUCAACUCCAUGAAUAUAAUGAACAAUAAGGAUCUUUUAAGAAUUAUCGAAAUGAUGGGCAUAAACAUGAAUGAGCGGACCGUUCUGAUGAACAAAAUAAAGAUGAUGCUCAAUGUGGGUAUGAUGAGCCAAAUGGAUGUUAUGGAAAUUAUUGAUGUCCUGAGAAAUAUGGGAUCCAUGGAUAAGCUUGUAAUGAUGAACAAAAUGGACAUGAUGCUUAAAUUGAUUAUGCUCCAGAAUAUCGAUGUGAUGAAAAUCAUGGAUAUUCUUCGUACCACUGAUCAUAUGAAGAAGUGGAAUAUGAAUAACAAAGUGAUUUCGAUAAUGGGAAUGCGAAUAACCAGCAAAACACAAAGAAUUGCUUUAAUUGAAAAAAUUAAAAUGAUGAACCGUAUGUCUUUAAUGGAAAGAAUGACAAUGAUGGACAAAAUGGAUGUAAAUAUGAAAAUGGAUAUUAUGACAAUAAUGGAUGUUAUCGACAACAUGUUGGUAAUGAAUGAUAUGGAGACGUUGAGAAAAAUUGUUACAUGGAAUAAGAACAUAAAUCAAAUGAACAUCAUAGAUAUGAUGAACGGAAUGAACUCCAUGCCCGUGAUGGACAGCCUGAACCCCAUGAAUAUGAUGAACAAUAUGGACCUAGUCAGAAUUAUCGAUAUGAUGGAUAUGACCAUGAAUGAGAAAACCAUGUUAAUUAGCAAAAUUAACAUGAUGAUCGAUAUGGGUAUGAUGAGCCAAAUGGAUGUCAUGGAAAUGUUGGAAGCCUCAAAAAGUAUGAGAACCAUGGAUAAAGUAGUCAUGCGUAACAAAAUGAAUAUGAUGCUCAAAUUGAUUAUGCUCCAGAAUAUUGAUGUAAUGACAAUGAUGGAUUUGUGGAAAAACAAAGAUCUAAUGAAUAUCAUUGGUGAUAAACACUUGAUGAAGGAAAUGAAAAAGAUUGUCAAAAAGGAUGUGACAGAAAAGUUGUCUCUGGUCGAUAAAAUUAACAUGCUCAAGAGACUAACAAUUAUGGAGAGAGUGACAAUGAUUGAGAGCAUGGAUAUGAAAAUGAGAACGGAUAUAAUGAUCAUAAUGGAUGUUAUCGAUAACAUGUUGGUUAUGAACAACAUGCAACUAUUGAGAGAUAUGAUUGUGAAUAAAAAUAUGCGGCAAAUGAACUCCAUGAAUGUGAUGAACGGCAUAAACUCAAUGGAUAUAAUGAACAAUGUGGACCUUACCAGAAUUAUCGAUAUAUUGGCUAUGAACGUGAAUGAGAAAACCAUGUUAAUGAACAAAAUGAAAAUGAUGAUGAAAAUGGGCCUGAUGACCCAAAUGGAUGUCAUGGAAAUAUUGGAGAUUUUGCAAAAUAUAAAAACCAUGGAUAAAGUAGUCAUGCUUAACAAAAUGAAUAUGAUUCUAAAAUUGGUUAUGCUCCAAAAUGUUGAUGUGAUGAAAAUGAUGGAUCUACUUAAAAGCAAAGAUCUUAGUAUAAUCAAUAUGGAAAAACAUAUGAUGAAGGAAUUGAAGAAAAUUGGCAAAUUGAACGGCAAAGAAAGAAUGUCUAUAAUUGAUAAAAUUAAUAUGCUAAAUAAGCUAUCGCUCAUGGAAAGAAUGCAAAUGAUGGAGAACAUGGAUAUGACUAUGAAAAUGAGUAUUAUGGCCAUAAUGGAUGUUAUCGAUAACAUGUUGUUAAUGCAAAAUAUGAGCAUGCUGAGAGAUGUGAUUAUAAGCCAAAAUAUGCUCCCAAUGAACGGAAUGAACUCCAUGAAUAUGAUGAACGGCAUGAAAUCCAUGAAUAUGAUGCGCGGAAUGAACUCCAUGAAUGUGAUGAACGGCAUGAAUUCCAUGAAAGUGAUGAGCGGAAUGAGCUCCAUGAACUCAAUUAAUAUAAUGAACAAUAAGGACCUUACAAACAUGCUUGAUAUAUUGGAUAUCAAUGAGAGAUCCCUGCUGAUGAACAAAAUGAUGACAAUGAUUCGUAGAGGCAUACUGACCAAUAUGGAUGUCAUCGAAAUGGUUGAUAUUCUAAAAAGUAUGAAAACAAUGGACAAAGUUGUCUUGAUGAACAAAAUGGAAAUGAUACUCCAACUGAUUAUGCUCCAAAAUGUGGAUGUGAUGAAGGUGCUGGAUCUACUCAAAACCACUGACCUCAUGAAUACCAUAAAUAUGAGUGAUAAAAUGACUGUGAUAAUGAAAUUGAAAAUGAUGGACAGAAUGAUGAUAAUUGAUCAGAUUGAUAUGUUGAAACUAAUUCCCCUGAGAGAAAGAAUGCUAAAGAUGGAGAGAAUGGAUGUGAGCAUGAAAAGGGAUAUUAUGACACUAAUGGAUGUUAUCGAUAACAUGAUGAUGAUGAAUAUGGAUAUCAUGCAGAAUGUAGGAGUUAACAUGAGGGGUAACCAAAUGAACUCCAUGAAUAUGCUGGUUAUGGAUCUUUCCAGAAUUAUUGAUAUUAUGGAUAUGACGACAAAUGAGCGAAGUCUGAUGAUGAACAAAAUUAUGAAAAUAAUCGAUAUGGGAAUGAUAAAUCAAAUCGAUGUUAUGGAAAUGAUUGAAAUGUUGAAAAAUAUAAAAACAAUGCCUAAAAUUGUCAUGAGAAACCAAAUGGACAUGAUGCUUAAGUUAAUUAUGCUCCAGAAUGUUGAUGUGAUGAAAAUGAUGGACAUGUUCAAGAGCGUCGAAAUGAUGAAUACAUUAAAUAUUAAUGACCAAAUGCCGUCCAUAAUGAAAUUAAAGAUGAUGAAGAUGGAUGAUAUGAUGAUUUUAGUCCAGAAAAUUGAUAUCAUGAAACGUAUGGCCCUUAUGGAAAGAAUGCGGAUGAUGGAAAACAUGGAUAUGGCAAUGAAAAUGAAUAUUAUGACCAUAAUGGAUAUUAUCGAUAACAUGAUGGUAAUGAAAAAUAUCGAUAACAUAUUGCGGAAUAUAAUUGUGAUUGAAAAUCAAAUGAAAACCCUGGACUUGAUAUCAAUGAUGGAUAUCCUGAAUUUGAAAAUAAACGACAAAACCGCCUUGAUGAACCAAAUGAAUACUCUCAUGGCAAGAGGAAUGCUUAAUCAAAUGGAAAUGAUGGAAAUAAUUGAAGUGGUGAAAAAUAUGCAAAAUCUCGAUAAAAACGCGAUGAGUGAUAAUUUACGCACCAUGUUACAACUGGUAAUGCUGAAGAGUGUCAAUGUCAGACAACUAAUGGUGAUGAUGCGAAAUGGCGAAUUAAUCGAUAAUUUGGAAAUGAUAAAAGACAUCAAUGUUAUGGAUAAAAUCAAUAUUAUUGAUAUGAUUAGAUCAAUGCAAUUGCAGGAUAAUUUAAUAACGAAAAUGGAGAGGAUGCAAGUCAUGAAUAUCAAGGAUGGUAUGCGAAUGUUGCAUACAAUGGAUCCAAUGGACCAGGAAUUAAUCAUGAAUCUAAUGAUUGUUGUCGAAAGGAUUAUCGACUUGAAGGGUAUGGAUAUGAUGGAAAAUUUGAAUAUCAUUAAAAUUCAGAAUACGAUGCAGGGCAUGAAAAGAAUCAAUAUUAUGGAUGUACUGAAACCUUUGGGUAAAAAUAUGAAUUUGGAUACGAUCAGAAUCGGAGGCAAUAUGGAUAUGAUCAGAAUCGGAGGCAAUAUGGAUAUGGAGAUGAGAAAUAUUGGAUCUAUGGAUGUGAAUAACAUGAUGAUGGGUAUGAUGAACAACAUGGCCAUUAUGAACAAUAUGCCAAUGGAUAUGAUGGAUAAACGCAGCCAACUGAUGGUAAUGGAAAAAAUGCAAGAAAUCUCCAAACGUCUUCGCAGCACUCUACAACAAACAAUAAUCACUUUAAACCAACAACAACAAAUCCCCAUUGAAAUGAGAUUGCAAAAGACCCAUCAAAUUAUACUCAAUGAAAUUAUGAGAGAACUCAUCAAUAUUUCCAAACUGACUUCAACCAUUACGCAAAUGUCUAAUAUCCUUGAAAAUCCCAUAACACAAAUACUCCUACAACACAUCAUGAAUAUUGUUGAGGAAGAAAUGCAGGAGCUUAGUACAAACGUUAUACGCAAUGUAGAGGAAAUCUCUUGGGACUUGGUGAAAAUAAACAACCUGAAAAUUGAUGAGCUACAAACCUAUGUCGAAAAAGUUCCCAUUGAUUUAAUCAAUAUGAAUGGAGUUCAGCAGGAAUCUGCUAUUGGCCAAAUGACCCGCCUUAAUCACAAGAGAUUUACCCUUAAUAUGGACAUAACUUCAGAACGCCAACAGCGAGUAGUUGUGCGCACGCUACUCAUACCCAAAGUCGAUGUCAUGGGCAAGCGAUUGACCAUUGAAAAACAACGUCAGAAUACCAUACUUCUUGACAUAAUGCAUGUGGACCUUAAUGUCGGACGUAAUGUCAUAAGUCGCAACUCAAAGGACAUUACCUGGACGGGUCGUGAUGUCACUCCAUAUAGUGAAAUUUACGAACGUAUUAUGCUUGCCAUGCAGGAUAAUGUUGAUCUAACCAUAAAACCCAUUGUGGGACAAACAACCCUAAUGCCUCAUCGUCUUUUGUUGCCACGUGGCCGCAUUGAUGGCCUACCCAUGCAGCUAAUGGUCAUCAUUACACCAAGUCAAGAACCUACCACGAUGACAAAGAAGACCACGAUGCAGGGCACCCAUUUGGGCAUGGAUUCUCUUAUAUUGGAUAAUUUGCCUUUGACCUAUCCCAUGGAUCGUGAAAUGAAAAAUAUUCAAAACUUGCCACAACUUACCAAUGUUAUGCUUAAAGAUGUCCUGAUUUAUCACAAUGAAGAGCAAGGCAUGUAAAAUCUCAAGGAAUGCCGGGGAUGAUCUCAAAUUUCGACCAAUGGACUGUAACGAACGAAAAUGAAAAAGAAAAAACAUGUGUUAUUAGUUUUUAAGUUAAUUGUAAAUUUAAGAAAACGAAAUGGAUAAAUAAAAGUUCAAAAUUAAGCAAUGCA